GAUGGGAACCGCGCAGCCGAAGAAGAGCUGGGGGCGGUGGCGUUGGAGCGGGGGCUCGAAGGAUAGUGUCUGCUACCCGACCCCAGGGUCUCCCGAGGAGGACUCGGGGCCCUCUAGAGGCCCGUGAUGCGGCCCCGUCCCGAGCCCUUCCUGCCUCUUGCUCUUCUGCUGGCUUCCAGCCCCCGCCCUUCUGAUUCCUGACCUAAAGUUCAACCCCGGGAGCCUGGAGAAUACAGACUCCCCUCCCUCCCCGCCCCCGCCCUGUACUUCAGGCUUGAAAAAGGAAAAAGCCCCACUUUUGCCCCGUCACUAGAAACUCGGCCAUCUGAGUCAGCCGAGCCAAGUGACGUUAGGCCGAUCCGGGCUCCUGGCUAGCAGAGUGGAGACGCUGCCACGAAACCCCGUACCUGCGGCUAAGAGCAGGACAAAUUAGUCAGGAUGUCCACGAUUUCAAAGCACUUUGGAUUGAAGUACAAAGAAGAAUCAUACAUGUUUAAGGAGCUUGAGAAGGUUCGCAAGGAGACUAAAAAGGAUUUUCUCCUACUCAAGCAGAAGUUGGCCUCCAGGCUGCCUGUGGUUGAAGUCUCCGCCUUCGGCCCCCAGACCCCCGGCCCGGUCCGCCCUGGGGAGAAGAGAAGCGUUUGCCGCGAGGGGCCCCUGAAACCAUCAGGUUCCCCUCGGGCCAAAGGCCCUGCGGCCCCCGAUGCAGCCCUGCGGCAGCCGGUGCCCCGAGAUACAGCGCAGCCCCCAGGCCCGAGCCAGGCGGCCGCUCCCGGGAAGACGCAGCCCUUCUGCCCCCAGGACUUCUACUUGCGGAGCUCCGCGUUCCUCCGACACCCGCCCCUGAAGAAGCCGCCGGUCAUCGCCUCCAGGGCCGGCACGUCCAGACCCGUGGUCCUGAGGCCGCCGCCCGCGCGCAGGGAGAAGGCCCCGGCGCGUCGGGGUCCCAGGAGCCCGCGGCCCGCGGCCCGCAUGCCCGUCCAGGGCCCGGCCCGGGGGCGCGACGCGAGCCAGAGGCCGGCCCCGCUCGGCAAGGCCCGUAAGGCCCCAGAGAGGAAGAGCAGCUCCCCUUCCAGCGACACCAGCGACGCCGAGGCGGCCGGCCGGCGGAGAGGGACGAUUCGCACCCGCUUCCUCCGCGAGGGCUCGGGCGGAGAGCUGCGGCGGACCUCCGGGUCACUUUUCAAAACGGACCUCAAGAGCAGCGCGCCGAGCGACGCGCGCGAGGCCGCCCCGCAGACCCCGCAGCCAGCGCGGGCGGUCCCGACGUCCAUCGAGGAGAUCAUCGCCUCCCUGCAGUCCGAGGCCCAGCUGGCCUCGGACCAGACUAUCCAGGAGCUUAUCCAGAGCGUCCUCGGCCGGAACUACGACAUUAAGAUGGAAGUAGGUGACCCAGAAUAG
Messenger RNA from Phacochoerus africanus (Common warthog), 1401 nucleotides. RefSeq names its product sterile alpha motif domain-containing protein 1-like. The record is from RefSeq and is a predicted model, not a curated record. Bases 439 to 1401 code for a protein of 320 amino acids. Lineage: Eukaryota; Metazoa; Chordata; Mammalia; Artiodactyla; Suidae. The transcript is spliced from 2 exons.